AUGGAGGUAGUUGAACCUAGAACUGUUUUGAUCAUGCCCAUAGGGUAUGAGGUAGAUGGAAAUGCACUUGAUGCAUAUGCUUCACACCUGUUGAGUAAACCGAUAGAUGAGAAGGAAGAGAGGUUCGGUACUUACAAAGAGAAAGACUUAGACCUACACAAGAAAUUCACUGAGCCAACAAAGAAGAGGAAAGUCAGAAAGGAAGUUGAAGAGCUUGUUGAACAAAUGGGAAUAUCCAAAGAAGUUGUGCAAAGGUCUAGGGAUCAAAAUAUGCUGAAGGAGGAGGACAUGGAAAAUCCUAAGAAGACAAAAUCAGUCUCUACUCCUCCCAAACAAUCCAAGCCAAGGCAAUCCCAGUCUGCACCUACUUCUGGUGUUCAGAAGCCUAUCCUUCUACCUAAGCCACAAGCCAAGCCAACCGGUCGAGUUGAGAAGAGGAAGAAGGAGAAGCCACAAAGAGAAUAUGUUGAAGCCAUUGCUAAGGAUAUAGAAACUGAGUCUGAUGAAGUGGUGAAAGAGGUAAAGAAGAUAGCUACCUAUGCUAGGGUAGUGAGGAAACCUCAAUCUGGUGGAGCCCAGUCGACCAAGAAACCAAGAACUGAAGUUGAGCCAUCUGGUAGAGCCAGAGCGAACAAGAAGCAAAAAUUUGAAUUGGAUGAAGAUCUGAAAUCUGGCAAAGUUAAAGUUGAUGUUGAUCAAAGGGUUGAUAACUCCGGUGAAGCUAAACAGGCUCCUUCGGUGAUAGAAGUUGUUUCAGAAAAGGCAGUUGAGGAGACAGUUGAUGCUGAAAAGGGUGAAGAUGAUGGUAAAGAUGUGAGUGCAAAGGUAGUAGGAAAGGAGAAAGGAGAGGAGAAGGAUUAUCAGGCUCCAGUGACAGUGGCAAGAGACACUUUAGCUGAUAAAGGAAAAGAGGUUGCUACUGAUUCAGAUGAUUUUUCUCAAGGGGCCUAUUGA
This is a messenger RNA of Cryptomeria japonica (Japanese cedar), 954 nucleotides long. RefSeq lists its product as uncharacterized. The transcript has 2 exons. The record is from RefSeq and is a predicted model, not a curated record. The coding region runs from base 1 to 954 and encodes 317 amino acids. Lineage: Eukaryota; Viridiplantae; Streptophyta; Pinopsida; Cupressales; Cupressaceae.